AUGGACGCCGCGACAAUCGAAGAGACGAAUCGCAUUCGCGUUUCGCUGGGCAUGAAGCCUUUGCCGGUUCCUGGCGCCGCCCCAGCCGAAUCGCAACGCGAUGACUCAGCUUCAGAAGAGGAGGAUGCGUCUGCCACACUUGAAGGACGUCAGGCGCAAGCAUACGACAACUAUCAAAAGGUGCGCGACGCCGAGGCUGCAAAGCGCAAACGAGAAGAGCGAGCUGCCGCCGUAAAGAAGGAAAGAGAGGCAGCGCAGCGCAAUGCAACCUUGGAGGGGAAGGGUCUUGGCGAAGCCGACGAGAACGAGAUGGACGCAAAGGCGUGGUUGAAAGCGCAAAAGAAGCGGCAAAAGACCAUCGAGAAGGCCAGAAAGUUGGAAGAGGAACAGGCAGCGGCUGAAGCAGCUGCGCUCGCAGCAGUCGAGUACACCUCUAAAGACCUUGCCGGUGUCAAGGUUGCACACGAAUUGGACAACUUUCUCGAUGGCGACGAACAGAUUUUGACCUUGAAGGACUCUACCAUCGACCAAAAUGAGGAAGAGGGCGACGAGCUUGAGAACAUGGACGUCAAAGCUAGAGAGCAACUGCAAGAAAGGCUAGAUUUGAAGAAGAAGAAGCCAGCAUACGACGUCUUUGCUGCAGCGGAUGAAGAUGGCGAGCGUGGCAUCUUGGCUCAGUACGACGAAGAGAUUUACGGCAAGAAGAGCAAAAAGUUCACCUUGGAUGGAUCUGGUGCGAUUGCAGAGCUGGGAGAUAUCCUCGGGGCACCAGAGAAGGCGAAAAAGCUGCAGAACAUUGACCUAGAUGUCAUGCAAGAUGCCCCUACAUCGGAUUACCUCGACGUUUCAGAGAUCAAGGUGAAGAAGCCCAAGAAGAAGAAGAACAAGUCAACAAGGCAGAAGCCUGUAGAUGAGGAUGACAUUUUCCCCCUUGAUACAACACCAGCAGAUGAUGGCAUGAUGGACGUGGACUCUGGUGCGGCUAUCAGCAAAAGGAAACGUAAAGUGGAGGACGACAACUUUGUUGAUGACGACGAUUUGCAGGCUUCCUUGGCCAUCCAGCGUAAGAGCGCAUUAAAGAGGCGGAAGAAGAACCGGCCCGAGGACAUCGCUCGGCAACUCAAAGAACAGGCGGAUGAGCCGGACAUUGAGGCUCUCAAUGGUGGCGUGGUCAUUGAUGAGAUAUCCGAGUUUGUGUCCAAUUUGAAGAAGCCAGAGGAGGAAGACGAGCGCAAAACAAAGAGGCCAAAGUCCACGUCAGUAGAGCCUGUAACGGCUAUGGAAGCUGAUCUGGACGACGAAGAUCACCCGAUGGGUGGCGACGACGUCUAUGAUGUCUCCGAGGACAGAGCUAGAGAGACGUCUACAGAGAUUGCAGCAACGGGAGUCGAUGAGGAGAGGACACUCAACACCGGUAUGGGCUCAGCCCUGGCCCUGCUCAGGGAACGUGGUCUUAUCAAAGACUCUCAUGGCGCAGAGCGAAACAUGAGCGAACGCCAGAAGGCCGAAUUCUUGGCAGAGAAGAGACGUCUGGAGAGGGAGCAGGAAGACCGCGCCAAAUACCAGCGUGAACGCGACAGGAACAGCGGACGACUAGAUUCCAUGUCCGUGAGGGACAGAGAGGAGCGCGCACGACAGGCGAACGCCCAUCGCGAACUGCAGCAAUCGCGUGUUGUCGACGAGCUCUUCAAGAAACACUACAAGCCCAAUGUGGAGCUCAAGUACGUGGACGACCACGGCAGGUCUCUCGACCAGAAGGAGGCCUUUAAGCACAUGAGUCACCAGUUCCACGGCAAGGGCAGCGGCAAGGGCAAGACCGACAAGCUGCUGAAGAAGAUUGAGGAGGAGAAGCGACGCGAGGCCAAGCCGACGUUUGACGCGAGCGAGAACGCAAACGUGGGCUCAUCAUCGGCGAAGCGGCAGGCCGGUGUUCGAUUACAAUAA
This is a messenger RNA of Colletotrichum orchidophilum, 1944 nucleotides long. Its product is annotated as SART-1 family protein. Gene Ontology annotation, cellular component: U4/U6 x U5 tri-snRNP complex. Gene Ontology annotation, biological process: mRNA cis splicing, via spliceosome; maturation of 5S rRNA. The coding region runs from base 1 to 1944 and encodes 647 amino acids. The transcript has 2 exons. NCBI's taxonomy places the organism in Eukaryota, Fungi, Ascomycota, Sordariomycetes, Glomerellales, Glomerellaceae. The record is from RefSeq and is a predicted model, not a curated record.